AUUUCUUAUAAAUAUCCGGGAUCCCUUCCCUCCUUCCUUUCCAAAGUAAAACAGAUUUUGCAGAAGCCAUCAUGGCCGUUGAUCUCGCUUCUCCUCUUCUCAUUCUCACCGCUCUUCUUCUCCUCCAUCCUUCAAUCCAAGCCAAAGAAAUCCAGUACUGCGAUAAAAAGGGUGACUAUGCUGUUGAGGUCAAGGGAGUAGAGAUGUCUCCAGAUCCGGUGGUGAGAGGAAAGCCAGCUACUUUCAGCAUCUCUGCAUCUACUGAUGAAGCCAUCUCUGGAGGGAAAGUGGUGAUCGAGGUUUCAUAUUUUGGUGCGCACAUCCACACCGAAACGCAUGACCUUUGUGGGAAGACGCCUUGCCCAAUCGCAACAGGCGAUUUUGUGCUGUCUCACACCCAGUCUUUGCCAGGAUUCACUCCACCAGGUUCAUAUAGACUUAAGAUGAAAAUGGUGGACGGGACCGGGCAUCAGUUGACAUGCAUCAGUUUUGGUUUCAAUAUCCGGGCUGGCUCAUCCAUCGCAGAUAGUUAAGUGGGU
Messenger RNA from Magnolia sinica, 539 nucleotides. RefSeq lists its product as uncharacterized. Gene Ontology annotation, molecular function: sterol binding. NCBI's taxonomy places the organism in Eukaryota, Viridiplantae, Streptophyta, Magnoliopsida, Magnoliales, Magnoliaceae. The record is from RefSeq and is a predicted model, not a curated record. The transcript is spliced from 4 exons. Gene Ontology annotation, biological process: intracellular sterol transport. Bases 72 to 533 code for a protein of 153 amino acids.